Staurois parvus is the source of this 342-nucleotide messenger RNA. The record is from the annotation of a GenBank genome assembly. NCBI's taxonomy places the organism in Eukaryota, Metazoa, Chordata, Amphibia, Anura, Ranidae.
GCUGUUGCCCAAUCACUCCCUUGCUAUCCCCUCUUCAGUCUAUCAUGAAUGCUGCUGCCAGACUCAUCCACCUUACUAACCGUUCCAUAUCUGCCAUCCCUCUCUGCCAAUCCCUCCACUGUCCUCCACUCAGUGUCCUCCACCCCUCUCUGCCAAUCCCUCCACUCAGUGUCCUCCACCCCUCUCUGCCAAUCCCUCCACUGACCUCCACUCAGUAUCCUCCACCCCUCUCUGCCAAUCCCUCCACUCAGUGUCCUCCACCCCUCUCUGCCAAUCCCUCCACUGGCCUCCACUCAGUAUCCUCCACCCCUCUCUGCCAAUCCCUCCACUGACCUCCACUCA